AUGUCCGGCCUCGAAGCCGCCGCCAAUAUCCUCGCCUUAAUAGGCGCAGCUCAAGACGUCAGUCGACUAACAGUGAGGCUACUCAAGCGCCUCAAACAUGCUCCAGUGGAGUUCAGAGCUCUGCUUGAAGAAGUCGAGAAUAUGCAGCUCGUGCUAGCCAGAGUGGAACAGACCCACGAGGCAUUGGAGAAAAGCCCUUCAGAUCUCAAGAGACUUAUCGAAGCUGCAGAGAGGAAAAUGCUUGUGGUCAACAGAAUGAUACAAGACAAACUCAUCAAACCUGGAAAAGCAAAUAAAGUGGACCGUUUUUCCUGGGUGAGGCAUUCCAGUAAAGCGAAACAGCUGGUUCUGGAGCUUAGCAGUCUUCGACAGAGUAUUGUAGAUGUACUGUCGGCUUUGAAUUGGUGGGUAAUUUCGCGUUUGUUCACCGUCGGGACUUGCACUGUGAUCUUUACAGUAUCAGAUCAAGACCGCCUAAACGACUUUUAUUUCAAGGGAUAG
Molecule: messenger RNA, 501 nt
Organism: Aplosporella prunicola CBS 121167
Lineage: Eukaryota; Fungi; Ascomycota; Dothideomycetes; Botryosphaeriales; Aplosporellaceae
Exons: 1
Coding region: 1-501 (166 amino acids)
Source: RefSeq, a predicted model, not a curated record